Pseudo-nitzschia multistriata is the source of this 1331-nucleotide messenger RNA. Lineage: Eukaryota; Bacillariophyta; Bacillariophyceae; Bacillariales; Bacillariaceae. The record is from the annotation of a GenBank genome assembly.
GAGUUCACAGAAAUUGGAUAGGAAAUAGACAAGAAAACACAAACAACCGAACGAAGCCAGCGACACAACUCACCACCUUCACCACCCUUCUUUUGGUGCUAAACAAAGACUUCCAUAGUAGUUCAUUUGAAAAACCUGAUUUGAGCAACAAUCAGCUUGCAUAGACACGCAAAGCAAGCAUCAUGCCUCUCUUUACGGAUCGGCGAUCGUCGGCGUCGAUMUCGUACUCCGUCCCACUUAACGACACCAGUAGCGAAGAAGAAGAACCAGAAAGUACCGUCCAAGAAGUACCAUGCGGAACCGUUCAGGAAGUACCGAAUACAAGAAGCAAGAAGCGAAGGAAUCUGGGCCUACUGGGGAGACUUCGCUGCUUCCAAAAGCCGCCGCAGAUAAAUCCCGGUGACUAUCAUAACCACAACUUCAUGCCCCCGCCAAGCAUACCGAGAGAGAUCACGACGYGUCAGCACCGAAGACGGGCGGCGGUCUUCUGCGGGUUUUGUGACAUGCGYAUCGCCUCCGUCCUGCUCAACGUUUUGCACAUGUCGGUAGCGAUCAUCGUGGAGAUCUCCGAGGCCUSCAAGUGGGGGAACCGAAAUUAUUUUGAGGAGCCACCUAUYCUCCUCCUGAUGGUGCUAGCCUGCUCUGGCGUAGGAAUGCUCGGGGCUCUCCACUUUGGCCCCAGCGCGGUGCUGUUCUCGUCAAUCGGCCUCUGCGGUCUCUCCUAUUUGUACUUUGCCGAGAUGAAACUUCUUGGGCUUGUUCUAGCCUGUUCCAUUAUCGCAGCGCAGUUGGUCUUGUUUCUAGAGAUGAUGUGCGGKAUCAUGACACCGGACACGUACGCCAUGGAAGAGUACAUCGACGACGACGGGAGGAAAAUUCUCGAAACGGUCCACGGCUUGUCGGUCGACAUUGGCGAAACUGCCGUCGAGUUUGCAGAGGAGGUUGCCAUUGCCAUGGACCAACAAAAACCUGAWUCAUCGUCCUCGUCUACUUCGUCGGCAUCUUCCUCGUCGAUGCGCCGAGAKGGAAACGAAGAAUGCUAGCGACGAGCGGCUAUUUUUGUAUAUUCAUAAUCCACCCCUUUGACACGACAAAUACCCUCUAUACCUUGAACGAAUGRAAGGAGUAUUACACCAAAAUGUUUUGAAUCGAUUUCCCCUGUCCCCAAUCGAAGGUUUGGAAUCUCAACGCGUAGAAUUUUGCUCUGUAUUGUCAAAAUUGYUUCGCAGCGAUGCCAGUUACAGUAAUCUCUGGAAAAGGUUCGGAAACACUUUUGAUGAAUGGAUCGUACAUUUGAAGUGCAUUAAUCUAAAUAAUAUCGCUAAUCAGAA